CACGCUAAUGUUCUCCCGUUUCAACAGACCUUAAGGAAGACAUGCUAUCGCGCCGCAAUAAGGAUGGCCACGCUCCCAGCACCGCACCCACUAGUCAAGGAGAUCAAGGGAGCAUAUGAAUACAGCGAAAAGAGGCAAUUCAAGGGGAGAAAACGCUACCCGUCACCCCUGCAUAGACUAAUGAACGAAUUCCAAACAGAUCCAUCGAAGAUCGAGAAGAUCGAAGCUGUAAGACAUUAUCCCAAGUGGGAACCGGACGUCGACACGAGAAUCGCAGAGACGAAGGAGAGAGCCGUGGAAGAGGACAAAAGCGCGACGGAGGACCUACGAGUGUACUCGGACGGUUCUGCAACAGAAGGGAAGGUCGGGGGAGCGGUGGUCCUAAUGAGGGGAGACGAGGCGGAGCUGAUAGGGAUGAUACUGGCAUUAGAGCUGUUGAGGGAGGAAGGCGUCAAUGAAGGAAGGACAAUGGUACUAGGGGUGGAUAACCAGGCCGCGAUACGCGCGAUGACAACAUUCCAGUCGAGACCAGGCCACUAUCUGGCCGACAUAUUCCACGACGACUUACGC
Molecule: messenger RNA, 570 nt
Organism: Suillus clintonianus
Lineage: Eukaryota; Fungi; Basidiomycota; Agaricomycetes; Boletales; Suillaceae
Exons: 2
Molecular function (GO): nucleic acid binding
Source: RefSeq, a predicted model, not a curated record